ACCAUGUCUUUUUCAAUGUAUUUUCAUGAAAUCUGGAUUAACUACUAGUGAAGGAAAGCUCAAUGAAGAUGCUAUCACUAAAAAAAUGAAUGAAGGAAUGAAUAAUAAUGAAAAAUGGAAGUCUACAUGGCGGGAUUCUCUAAAUAAAUGCUUUAAUGAUGUUAAACAAGAAGAUAAAAAACAAAUUGCUAUUAUGAAUACCCCAGCUGGAAGAUUGAUGAAAUGUUUCUUAAGAGAUAUUUAUAUGAACUGUCCCAAAGAUAUAUGGGUUGAAAGCACAGAAUGCUUGAAUAUGAAGAGUUUGGUGCAAAAAUGUCCAGAAAUGCCCCCGCCAGUAUUCAAAUCACCACCUAAAUUAAUUUAAUUUGAAAAUUACUCGUCUGUAGCAAGUACAUUAUAGAUUAAAAAAAAAAUACUUACUUUAUG
Messenger RNA from Diuraphis noxia (Russian wheat aphid), 426 nucleotides. RefSeq lists its product as uncharacterized. The record is from RefSeq and is a predicted model, not a curated record. Lineage: Eukaryota; Metazoa; Arthropoda; Insecta; Hemiptera; Aphididae. Gene Ontology annotation, molecular function: odorant binding.